AAAAAAAAAAAAAAAGUGCUGAAGAGUCCUAGGGAGAUGAAGCUAUUUUUAUUCGAAGCUGAUACUUCUGCCUGAGCCACAAGUGCUGCCUGGAAAGGGCUCAGGUUGUUUCCAGGGGGAGAACUCUGCAGAGAAGAGACAAAGUUCAACAGGACAACAAAAGAGCAGCAGGGACAGCCAGGAAAAGGAAGAGACCUCACGCCUUCACACAGAGCCCCCUAUCAGAGUUCUCCAGUCCUAAAGUAUUCUGCAAAGUGCCACUUGACCGGAAUUCUUGCCUGCCUUUUUCUUUCUCCAACCACCAUGACUGAGAUCACGGCUGAAGGAAAUGCAUCUACAACCACCACUGUGAUAGACAGCAAGAAUGGAUCUGUGCCCAAGUCCCCUGGAAAAGCGCUGAAGAGGACAGUCACCGAGGAUAUAGUGUCGACGUUCAGCUCCCCAGCAGCCUGGCUUCUGGUCAUCGCCCUCAUCAUCACAUGGUCAGCUGUGGCCGUUGUUAUGUUUGACUUAGUGGAUUACAAAAACUUAUCAGCAAGCUCUAUUUCCAAGAUUGGCUCAGAUCCUCUGAAACUUGUACAUGAUGCUGUGGAAGAAACCACGGACUGGGUCUACGGCUUCUUUUCUUUGCUGUCUGACAUCAUCUCAUCCGAGGGUGAUGAAGAAGAUGAUGAUGAUGCAGAGGAGGACACCGAUAAAGGAGAAAUAGAGGAGCCUCCCUUGAAAAAAAAAGAAAUACACAAAGAAAAGGCUGAAAAACUGGAGAAGCCUGAAAAGAAAAUACAAACUAAAGUUACACAUAAAGAAAAAGACAAGGUAAAAGAAAAAGAAAAACCUGAAAAGAAAGCAACUCACAAGGAAAAAAUUCAGAAAAAAGAAAAACCAGAAACAAAGACAGUGGCAAAAGAAGAGAAGAAAGCUAAGACUAGAGAAAAGAUUGAAGAAAAGAUUAAGAAGGAAGUGAAAGGUGUGAAACAGGAGAAGGUGAAGCAAACAGCUGCUAAAGUAAAAGAAGUACAGAAAACAUCACCCAAACCUAAAAAGGACGAGAAAGAUGCUGCAGCCGUGUCCAAACAUGAACAGAAAGAUCAGUAUGCAUUCUGUCGAUAUAUGAUUGACAUAUUUGUCCAUGGGGACUUAAAACCAGGGCAGAGCCCAGCCAUACCACCUCCGUUACCAACAGAACAAGCUUCCAGACACACUCUGGCAUCACCUACUCUUGAAGAAAAAGAAGAAGAAAAGAAGAAAGCUGAGAAGAAAGUGACUUCUGAAACAAGAAAGAAAGAAAAAGAAGAUGUCAAAAUGAAAACUGAGAAGGAAACUGCCAUGGAUGUGAAAAAAAAAGAGCCUAGCAAAGCCCCAGAAACCAAACAAGGGACAAUAAAAGUUGCAGCACAAGCACCUACUAAAAAAGAGGAAAAGAAGGAAGAUUCCAGGAAAACAAAAAUACCUACAGAAGAACUAGCCAAGGGAAAAAAACAGGAAAAGAAAGAAAAACACAUGGAACCAGCAAAGUCACCAAAGAAGGAACAGUCAGCUCCAACUGAAAAACACAUUAAAGCAAAGACUGAACAAACCAAAGAAGAGGUUGGUUCUGCCUCAUCGAAGAAAGCUGUACCUGGAAAGAAGGAAGAGAAAACAACCAAGACAGUGGAGCAAGAAAUUAGAAAAGAAAAAUCUGGGAAGACUUCUUCAGUUCUGAAGGAUAAAGAGCCUACUAAGGAAAAAGAAGUAAAGGUUCCAGCUUCCCUAAAGGAAAAAGAACCUGAAAUUAAAAAAGAUGAAAAGAUGUCCAAAGCAGGCAAAGAAGUCAAGCCCAAGUCUCCACAGCCACAAGUGAAAAAACAAGAGAAGCCAGAGUCACAAGUUAAAAAGGAAGCAAAACCAGCUUCAUCUGAAAAAGCUCAAAUACACAAACAAGACACAGUGAAACCAGAAAAGGCUAUUUCUCAUGGUAAACCAGUUUUACACUUUACAGAAAGUGGAGAUGAAAAAGUUGUCAAGCAUGUAAAAGCUACCACGAUAGAAAAAACAGUCAAACCCAAAACAACAAAAAAAGCUGAACAUCAAGGAAAAGAAUCUCCGUCUAUAAAAACAGACAAACCAAAACCAACUCCAAAGGAAACACCAGAAGUAACAGAAUCAGCAAAAAAGAAAAUUGAAAAAUCUGAAAAGGAAAGUAAAGAAAAAGCAGAAAUGAGACAUCUUAAAGAAGAAAAAGAAAAAGCAGAAAUGAGACAUCUUAAAGAAGAAAAAGAAAAAGCAGAAAUGAGACAUCUUAAAGAAGAAAAAGAAAAAGCAGAAAUGAGACAUCUUAAAGAAGAAAAAGUGCCAACAAGAAAAGAAAUUCUUCAAUUACACAAUGUGACAAAAGUAGAAAAACCCUCAAGAGUAUCAAGAGAAGAUUCUGAAGAUGUACCAACUUCAAAGAAGACUAAAGAAGAAGCUGAAGAUGUAUCUUCCACAAAGAAGCAGAAAACCCCCAUCAGCUUCUUCCAGUGUGUCUACUUGGAUGGAUACAAUGGCUAUGGAUUUCAGUUUCCUGUCACUCCUGCGCACCACCCUGGAGAGAGCCCUGGCCAACCAAAUUCUCCAGGACAGAAGCAACGACGACAAUAAGACACGUAUGCGCAGCCCUCGCAAAUCGCUUUAGAACUUUGAAAAUAGGAUCUUCUGUUUGUCUACAGUGACACAGGCAAUUGAAAUCAUGUAGUCCAGGGGAUUUCUUUGAACAUAUUUUACUCUUCUGCCUGGUGUAGAAAGGGUGAGCAAAGGGACUGAAUGAUAAGCAGACAAGUUGGAGGGUCUGGCGCUCAAGAAUCUCAUUUGUUUGUUGCUGGCUGUGGGUGCUUAUAUUUUUCUAUUUCCAGUCACUUUAAGGUUGUUCACAAACUGAUUUAAAUUUUACUUCAUAAUGAUCUUUUAAACAUAAUUGACACAAUUACAAAAUGAAAUUUCUGGCUUCAGUUAGAUAUUUACUUUUAAGUGAAAACAAAGACUAUGCUUUAAGUUUAAAGGCUUUAGUAGCUUAUACAAAAGCUGCUCUUUUGCAUCAUGUAGGUAUCUAAAUUCAAUUUCCCCAAUAUGUUGAUAUUCAAUAGUUUAAUUUUAUUUCUGUAUAUAUAUCUAUUUUAGUUGUGACUCUUCUCUAAAAAUGGGUAACAGUUUCACCAAAGAAUGCUUUAAGUUCCUUGUCAUGCUCUUUUAGAGCUCAGAAUAUCUCUGAACUUUAGACAUGAUAAGAUGGAGUGGAAAGGCUUGAUGAAUCUUAUCCCUAAGAUUUGUCUUGAAUUACAAUUAGGAAAUUCACUCCAGUGGAAAUACUCCAUCCAAUUAGGCAAGUCUGGUGAAUCGUUUGUUUAAAUAUAAGCGAAUGAGAUGUAAACUAGCCAGACUCCUCCCGACUGUGCCCUAGUAAGACGUCACCCGGGUGAGAUUUUACAUCAGUCACCAAAUUUGGGUGACAGAUGCAAGAGGAUUUUCAUUUCACUUUAAUAGGAUCAUUCUAUGGAGUGAAAUAGGCUUUAUUGCUCAAAACAAAAAAAUAUAUAAAUGUCAUCAAAGUGGAAGGAACACAUUUUAACCAUUAAGUUUGCCAUGAGAUAUCUUACUUGUUUUUUAGGUAAUUAGUUAUCAGUGCAGUCCAGGGGGUCACUGAGGGUCGGACACGACUGAGCGACUUCACUUUCACUUUUCACUUUCAUGCACUGGAGAAGGAAAUGGCAACCCACUCCAGUGUUCUUGCCUGGAGAAUCCCAGGGACGGGGGAGCCUGGUGGGCUGCCGUCUACGGGGUCGCACAGAGUCGGACACGACUGAAGCAACUUAGCAGCACCAGCAGCAGCUAAUAAAAUGAAUAACAAUCUUUAACUUAUUUGAUGAUGCAUCACUGGGGAAAAUAACUAUACUUUUGCCAUUCUUUGUCCCUCAGUGAUAUAAACACUUAUGUUUUAUAACUACAUUUUUCUAUCAACAAUAAAAGUCAUGCCAGGGAAUUCCUUGGCAAUACAAUGGUUAGGAUUCCACACUUCCACUGCUGGGAGCACAGAUUUGAUCCCUGGUCAGGGAACUAAGAUCCUGCAUGUCACGUGGUACAGUCUAAAUAAAUAAAUGAAUAAAUGUCAUGCGACUGUGACCUCUAUUAUGUUUACAGUAGCAAUGUAACUUAUGACACAUUAACUCAGGAAGUAAAUUGAAUUACUCUUUCUGGCUUUUUAAUCAUCUUCAGCAAAGUCCAAAGGAGCCAGAGCCAAUACUAGCCAAGUGAUUUAUUUUCAAGGACUGCAACUAAGUUCUUUAGGUCCAAGAUAUAGAACACUGUUUCACUGGAAUAUCAUUGGGCUAGUAGAUCAAUAACAUGUUAAUUAUUAAUAACGAAUUUUCAAUGACUUUUGUGAAUAGUUAGUCUUGGCCACUGGCUGGUAGACCUAACUUACACCACAAAAGCCAAUGAUAUGAUGAACCAAGAUUAAUGCCACUCCAUAUGGAGGGCUGCCUGGAAGUAUGUAACUUCAGUACCAAUCAGAUGAUACCAUCUUAUUAAGCCUCUUCUUGUAACAGUGAAAACUUGUGGGUAGGACAGUGGAUGAAGUUUAUUGCUCAACUACUCCUCCAGCUUGUCCAAUUUAAUGACUAAAGGAAUAGAGAGAAAAUAUGAUGGUUUUCUCAAUUUCAUAGAAAAGAAUGGUUUAUCCAUUCAUUCUUUUCAUUUAACGACUGUUGAGCAUUUACCCUUUCUAAGGCACUGUGUUAGGCACUGGGCCAUAUAAGAAAAAUAUCAGAGAUAAAUUCUGUCCAGUGCUAUCCUGACACAAUAUGUGGCCUUGGAAAAUUUGCUAAACAUUCUGUGCUUAUUUUUGCCGUGUGUAAAGUAAGGAUUUCUGGACAAACAACCUUAUACCUCACAGAUGUACCGUGGAGACUGACAAAAUAUCUUAAUCUGGACAUGACAAAAAAAUGUCUAAAAGAAUACUUUUGAAUGUGGCACUACUUGUUCCUCUGAGUGCUUUUCUACAUUAUAUUAUGGUCUCUUUCAUUCUCAUCAUGAAAACUAUUUGAUAAAAAAUAAAAUAUGACAGCUCCUUGUAAUUAGACAAAUCAAUUAUGCUGUAAACAAUAUUAACAAUGUUGUUACGGUGUAUCUGCUUGAAGUUACAAUGAAAUAGCACAUGAAAAUUGUUAACUAAACUCUCACCUGUUCAUACAGCUCCAUCAAAUAAAGCAUUUCUAGUCCUUU
This is a messenger RNA of Budorcas taxicolor (takin), 5235 nucleotides long. RefSeq names its product triadin (gene TRDN). Gene Ontology annotation, molecular function: signaling receptor binding. The transcript is spliced from 45 exons. Gene Ontology annotation, cellular component: membrane; sarcoplasmic reticulum. The coding region runs from base 304 to 2619 and encodes 771 amino acids. The record is from RefSeq and is a predicted model, not a curated record. NCBI's taxonomy places the organism in Eukaryota, Metazoa, Chordata, Mammalia, Artiodactyla, Bovidae.